Dalotia coriaria is the source of this 1685-nucleotide messenger RNA. RefSeq names its product putative inorganic phosphate cotransporter. Gene Ontology annotation, biological process: transmembrane transport; monoatomic anion transport. Gene Ontology annotation, molecular function: transmembrane transporter activity. The coding region runs from base 133 to 1632 and encodes 499 amino acids. NCBI's taxonomy places the organism in Eukaryota, Metazoa, Arthropoda, Insecta, Coleoptera, Staphylinidae. The record is from RefSeq and is a predicted model, not a curated record. Gene Ontology annotation, cellular component: membrane. The transcript has a single exon.
ACAGAGCAUCAAAUCAAGUCCAGAAUUAAUAUAUAGAAAUAAAUAUAAAAAGGUGGCGUUUGUCAAAACCACUUCAAAUAACGUUUUAUUUUAUUUUUAAAUUUUUAAUUUCAAAUCAAAAAAAAUAAAUAAAUGGAUACUGUGGCAGAACCUAAAGUCUGUAACAUUUGUUACUGCAUAUGUUGCAGGAAAACUAUCCCACAAAGACACGUAAUGACCAUUCUACUUAUCCUAGGUCCAAUUAUCUUGUACAUUCACCGCGUAUGCAUUAACCUAGCAAUUGUUAAUAUGACAAGCUGGGAGGUACCUGAAGCCUCCCGUGAAGAACAUGAAGUUUGUUCAAGAGGAAAAAACAUUACAACUAUCCCACAAUUCGUUGAAAUCUACGACCGACAAUUCGAUUGGAAUGAAUCAAUACAAAGCUAUAUCCUUCUAAGUUUCUUUGUUGGGUACAUGAUCGGAAACUUUUGCAUUGGUUUCCUAAUCAAUGCAUUUGGUGGCCGUAUAUGUCUAUUCGUCGGAGCAUUCGUCUCUAGUGUGAUGACCCUCCUUAUACCUAUAAUAGCAGACUACACACAUUGGGCAGUCGUGUGUGCUGCAAGAAUAUUAACUGGCGUGGGUCAAUCCGCGCUGUAUUCAAGUUCAUCGAGUUUGAUAGCUCGAUGGCUCUUGGAAGAAAGCAAAUCCAGUGCUGCCACACUGAUUUUAACAUCGUUUACAUUCGGAAUAGUAAUCGGUAAUGUCGGAACUGGUUAUAUCAUGGCUUGGACAAAUACAUGGCGAAUGGUUUUUUAUAUAUUUGGAUCAAUAGGGUUCAUCUGGGUGGUUUUCUUCUAUUUUUAUGUAUAUCCCAAUCCACAAUCACAUAAACACAUCACUAAAGAUGAAUUAAACCUAUUGGAAAGCAUACCGAAAGCUAGACAGACCAAGAUUCCAUUUGGGCAUAUUCUGAGUGAUGUUGCUGUUUGGAUGUUUUUCCUAGCAUUCUUCGGUAGUGACUUCACAGUGUAUCUAAUCAUAACCAACAUGCCGAAAUAUUUCGUGACCGUGAUGGGUUUCAGCACACCUGUGACGGGUAUGAUUUUAAUAGGACCUCCAGCAGCUGGGGCCCUAGGAGGGAUAUCUAUUGGUUUCCUAGGAGAUCAUCUCAUUUCAAGAAAGUUGACCAAAAAGAUCACCUUCAGACUGAUUUGUACUACAAUAGGUCUUCCUAUCCCACCAAUUUGUUUAUUAAUGAUGGUCUAUAUGGAAUGCGAUGCCAUCAUGUCUUCAUUCCUGGUAACCCUAGCAAUGUUCUUCCAGUCAGCCUACUAUGCAGGUGCAGGAAUGAUGGCUGUAGACCUAACACUAAACUACCCAGGACUUUUGUUUGGAUAUUGUAAUGUGGCUGGAGGUUUAGCAGGUUCAAUUGCUCCGUACAUAGUCGGCCAUUUUGCCAAUAAUAACACAUUCAGAGAAUGGAAGACAGUGAUGUAUAUUGUCAUCGCUGUUGCAGUAAUAGCAUGGGUUCCAAUUAUGAUGUUCUCCAAAGCGGAGAGAAAAAGUUGGGAUUAUUCAGCAGAGGAAGAACCACCGCCAGAAGAUAAUACACCCGGAAGAAAAAAAGUGUGGUCUUGUUAUAAACCAGUAUAAACAAAAUCAAAGGCUGUCAAUAAAAUAAUAAAUAAAUCAAUGUCAAUGAAAAA